UUUGUCUUUUCUGUAAUAACAGGUGAUCCCCCAGCUGAUAGCAAGAAUUGACACCCCAAGACAGCUAGUGGGACGUCUGAUCCAUCAACUCCUAAUGGACAUUGGAAAACAACAUCCACAGGCCUUGAUCUACCCAUUGACCGUCGCCUCCAAGUCCCAGAGCACAGCCCGACACAAUGCCGCAAACAAGAUACUGAAGAACAUGUGCGACCACAGCAACACGUUGGUACAGCAGGCAAUGAUGGUGAGUGAGGAGCUGAUCCGUGUUGCCAUCUUGUGGCACGAGCUCUGGCAUGAAGGCCUGGAGGAAGCCUCCCGUCUCUACUUCGGAGAGAGGAACGUCAAGGGGAUGUUCGGUGUCCUGGAGCCCCUCCACGCCAUGAUGGAACGCGGCCCGCAGACAAUGAAAGAAACAUCCUUCAAUCAGGCGUACGGGCGUGACUUAAUGGAGGCCCAGGAAUGGUGUCGCAAGUACACGCGAUCCCGCAACGUCAAGGACCUGACUCAGGCCUGGGACCUGUACUACCACGUGUUCAGGCGAAUAGCAAAACAACUCCCUCAGCUGACCCAGCUAGAGCUCCAGCUGGUCUCUCCCAAGCUCCUGAUGUGCCGUGACCUUGAGCUAGCCGUCCCAGGGACCUACAACCCCAACCGACCCAUCGUACGCAUCCAACGCGUCCAGUCCUCCCUGCAGGUCAUUACCUCCAAACAGCGCCCUCGCAAGCUCAGCAUCUUUGGAAGCGACGGUGCGGAGUACAUGUACCUCCUGAAGGGCCACGAGGACCUGCGUCAGGACGAGCGGGUCAUGCAGCUCUUUGGCCUGGUCAACACUCUCCUAGCCAACAACCCAGAUACCUUCAGGAGACAUCUCAACAUCCAGCGCUAUUCCAUCAUUCCACUGUCCACCAACUCAGGCCUGAUUGGCUGGCUGCGACACUGCGACACCCUGCACACUCUGAUCAGAGACUACCGAGACAAGAAGAAGAAGAUACUGCUCAACAUCGAGCACCGCAUCAUGCUCAGGAUGGCGCCAGACUACGAGCACCUGACCCUCAUGCAGAAGGUGGAGGUGUUUGAGCACGCCUUGGAGCACACUCAGGGAGAUGACCUGGCCAAACUACUCUGGCUUAAGAGUCCUAGCUCAGAGGUUUGGUUUGAGCGACGCACCAACUACACACGAUCCCUGGCCGUCAUGUCCAUGGUGGGCUACAUCCUAGGACUUGGAGACAGACAUCCUUCGAAUCUCAUGCUGGACCGCAUGUCAGGAAAGAUCAUCCACAUCGACUUUGGCGAUUGCUUUGAGGUUGCCAUGACGAGAGAGAAGUUUCCGGAAAAGAUUCCAUUCCGACUGACGCGAAUGCUCAUCAACGCCAUGGAGGUGACUGGCAUUGAUGGUAACUAUCGCAUCACCUGCUCCUGUCUGAUGCAAGUACUCAGAGAACACAAGGAUAGCAUCAUGGCUGUGCUGGAAGCCUUCGUCUAUGAUCCACUGCUGAACUGGAGACUAAUGGACACCGCUCCUAAAGCCAAACGCUCCAAGGCCCGAUCAGACUCCUUCUCCAGCAGUCAGAACAAUGCAGAUCUGCUCGACGACGUGAACAUAGACACGCCCAAACAGAAGAAGGCGGGCGAGGCCGAGUCAUUGCAAUCAUCGGAGCCCGAGGGCGCUGUUCAACCAGAGGCUCUCAACAAGAAGGCCAUCAGUAUCAUCAAUCGUGUCCGAGACAAGCUGACUGGCAAUGAUUUUGCUCAGAAGGAAGCUGUGGACGUAGCCAAGCAGGUGGAGCUACUGAUCCAGCAAGCCACAUCGCAUGAGAACCUGUGCCAAUGCUAUAUUGGAUGGUGCCCCUUCUGGUAAAGCGUCAUGAAGCCCAGCAGUGAAGGGACAGACUCUGAAGGUCGACUCAACGUAUCGACUCAAUGUAUCGAAUCAUUUGAUUAGCGGACAAUGGAACCAAAGGUUUCAAGUAGUGUUGCCUUCAGUAAAAUGCUGGAAAUAUAGAAUGUAGGUUUUAUAUUCUGGAAAUUUUGAAUAUAGCACUCGAAAAAGUUUUAGAAGAGAGGGAAAACAAGAGAAAGUUUUCAGGAACUGGAAAGAAUGUUGCAUCCUGAUGGCUCUUUUUCAUCAUGUCAUCUCAAUGAAGGUCAGUCAUUGGUCAUUGCAAAAAUGAUGAUGAGACAUGAA
Molecule: messenger RNA, 2185 nt
Organism: Patiria miniata (bat star)
Lineage: Eukaryota; Metazoa; Echinodermata; Asteroidea; Valvatida; Asterinidae
Product: serine/threonine-protein kinase mTOR-like
Exons: 17
Coding region: 95-1858 (587 amino acids)
Biological process (GO): negative regulation of macroautophagy; TOR signaling; protein phosphorylation
Cellular component (GO): TORC2 complex; TORC1 complex; nucleus
Molecular function (GO): protein serine/threonine kinase activity; protein-containing complex binding; protein binding
Source: RefSeq, a predicted model, not a curated record